This is a messenger RNA of Branchiostoma floridae (Florida lancelet), 4293 nucleotides long. Its product is annotated as 5-hydroxytryptamine receptor 1D-like. Gene Ontology annotation, biological process: adenylate cyclase-activating adrenergic receptor signaling pathway. Gene Ontology annotation, cellular component: plasma membrane. The transcript is spliced from 9 exons. Lineage: Eukaryota; Metazoa; Chordata; Leptocardii; Amphioxiformes; Branchiostomatidae. Gene Ontology annotation, molecular function: G protein-coupled serotonin receptor activity; neuropeptide Y receptor activity. Bases 396 to 1778 code for a protein of 460 amino acids. The record is from RefSeq and is a predicted model, not a curated record.
CAAAAUCUAUUGGCUCUUUACAACGCGCCAGGAGUCAGUCGGGCGCACCAACAAAUUGCUGCAAUGGUCGGGGAGAAUUCUACAAAGAGACGCCUCAAACUGUUGCCAUGUGGAGAAAGAGACAAACUGUCCUGGGUGCUUCUCGUGAGUUCUACUGCUGUGUGACACAUGUUUGUAACCGAGCGGCUGGGGAUAUUACGUGUUGUGACUGGACACUAUGUGAACGCAGUGUCUGAGACACAAGUGUGCCUCUUAGAUUCAUAACAUUCGAUGGUUAGUCGUUUUGACUUUGAGACAAAAAAUUUCAAAUUUUGGACUAAAACAGGACCAAGUUAAUCGUCUACUCAAAUCGUUCCUUCUGUAAAACUGCAGCCGUUGAAAAUCCGGUUAACACCAUGGCAUUCCCUACAAACUUGUACCCUGUGACUGAGAUCGUAAAUGACACUCUGAACGCCACCAUGUCCGAACCACCACCCCCAAGCCUCACGUGGGCCAUCCUCACGGGGACAUCACUCUCCAUCGUCACACUCACCUCCAUAUUAGGAAAUGCCCUGGUAUUGGUCACUCUCACGGUGGAACGUCAUCUCCGGACUCCUGCUAACUCUCUGAUUGGCUCCCUGGCUGUGGCAGAUCUCUUGGUCUCCCUAUUGGUCAUGCCCAUCAGCGCAUCCUACGAGCUGACACAAACAUGGCGGCUGGGGCGGGCCAUGUGCGAUAUCUGGAUCAUCCUGGACGUGACCUGCUGUACGGCCUCUAUCAUGUCUCUCUGUAUCAUCGCACUGGACAGGUACUGGGCUAUCACUGAUGCGGUCAAGUACGUUCACAAGCGCACGCCGAAGCGGAUGAUGGUGAUGAUCGGCGUGGUGUGGCUGCUGUCCCUCUGCAUCUCCAUCCCGCCCGUGUUCGGCUGGAGGAAACCCGAGGACACGGCUGAUCCCAACAACUGUCUCAUAUCCCAGGACCACGCCUACACCAUUUUCUCCACGUUCGGCGCGUUCUACAUCCCGCUCAUCAUUGUCCUGGCUGUGUACUACAAGAUCUUCCGCGCUGCGCAGGCGCGGAUCAGGAAAAGGAUCAACUCUCGCGCCAAAAUGGGCCUGUCCCAGAUGCGACCAUCUCAUGACAUGACGCAUGCGCAAAGCCAUGCACCAUCCUCCUCCCCCGAAUUGUCCCACCGCCCCCAUUCCGGCCAUGAGUCUAUGGCAAGAGCCCAGCCUAUCGCCAUGUCCACCUUGGUCGUGCCACGGCCUGCGUCUGCCUCCAGAAGCCCCAACGUAACAAAUAGACAUGGUAUUUCGAUCUUCCAAUCUCUCCAGGCGGAGGGGGAGCCCACAGAGAACCACCUUGCGGACGUGGAGCGGCCGGGGGCCCAGAACGGCACGCUGCAGACGGGCGGCAGAGCCAUGCGCUACUCCCGCCGGCUCAACGGGGGACACGCGGCGGACAACAACAAUCCGGGCCUCACCCCGGAUGCCGUCACAACUACCGAGGCCCUCCAGUCGAGGAUCGUAACCCAGAAGAAGAUCCUGUUCUCCAAGGAGCGGAAGGCGGCUCAGACGCUGGGGGUCAUCACGGGGGUUUUCGUGUUCUGUUGGCUCCCGUUCUUCCUGGUGGCACUGAUCGGCCCCUUCUGCAGCCACUGUCAUAUCUCUGACGUCAUCAAAAGUGUCGUGCUGUGGCUCGGCUACGUCAACUCCAUGGUCAACCCUUUCCUGUACGCCUUCCUCAACAAGGACUUCCAGAAGUCCUUCAAGAAGAUCCUGUUCGGCAGACGCUAAGACAUCGCCGUAAAGUACCCGGUGGGGCAUCGGUUCGGAAAUGUGACAAUAGCAUGACUGUAAAACCCGUGCCCCCCUCCCCCAGGACUUCAGAGCCCGGUCGGUACCGAGAUCGUUUGUGCAUUCCAUCCAUACGGGACCACUUGGACAAAGUAUACGUAGCGGCCGAAUGGACAGAAUUCCUACGUGGGAAGGCCGGUCGAAAAAAAAAUUAUAGGAAUAGGUCACGAUUUUUCCCACCAACCUCUGCUUGGAGAGUAAGAAUUCCCUGGUAUAAGUCUCUGUUAUAUACACCAUUACUGACAAGCCUACAUGGACCACAGGAAAUAGAGGGCAUUGUUGUUUCUGUACCUGUAUCGUACAUAAUUCCAAGUCAAUUUUCAUGAACCAGCUAGAUCCAGCUAGCACUGAAUUGUGUUUCACUGAGCUCUCUUUGACGAAAACAAAAGGUUGUAGAUAUUUGUCAUAGUGGCUUCUGAAAACGUCUCUGACAAUCAGACGACAAAAAUCAGGCGACGUAUGUGACUGGGGCUCAGCUGAUGAUAAAUAGAUUCAGACCACUAGCUGGAGUUUGACGGUAUUUCCUAACGCGGAGAUUCUUUUUAUGAUACCAAUCGUGUGAUCAUAACAGUUUUGCGACAGAUUUGAGAGAGCAAAGGCGAUUCUCACGAAUUGAAAUAUGUUUUAGUAUCUGCAUGUUUUAAACUAUUUUCGCACUGUAUAAGACACUCACUGCUUCAGUGUGGGGGCACUACCCUAGCUGAUGCCUACAAUGAUGACACAUGAAGAUAUCUCUGGAAGAUAUCAGAAAUAUUCGAGUGACCUUAUAGGUAAAAGUGGUCAUUACAAAUUAAUAAUCUGUCGCAUUUUAGAGCUUCUGCUCAGUGAAAGUGAAGAUAUAUGGACAAAGGAGAGAAAUUGAUAAGUUCAUUUCGUUUUUAUCAAGGAGGUCAAAAAGAUUUUGUUUUAUAGUAAACGAGUAAAUGAGUAACUUCUUAAACGGUAGAUAGUAGAGGCAGUAUAAUGAGAAUAUAUAGAACCGUUGACAUAAUUUUUCUACAAUCGGCGAUUUGUAGCCACACAAGUAUAUAUACUAGUGCAUAUUGUCCAUAUUUAUCUACCAAAUGUCUAUGCCAUCUCCCUCUAUAGUGUUUUAGAUAGAUAUACGUGGGGACGUGGGGAAUUUCGACCAUUUGACCUGACGUAUUUCUUGACGUCACAGCCCCCUCUGAGAAUAGACCUCUACUCUUCAGACCAUUAUUCGAUGGAAGACGUACAUAUGUUUGCCAAGUCAUGUAAUCCAUUUGGGCAAACUGAAGAUAUUGACACAUCAUUCCAGCCAUAUUUCCAUGGGAAAGUUGGCCGUAGAAUAAGUACAUAGAUAGAAAACCUAUGUUCUUCAGAAAACACUGCAUAGUCGCCAGUCACAAUUUUUGCAUUUUAUUGAUCAGAGAAGUCAGUCGGUAGCAUUUCUGUAUAUCUUUCUAUGACAUGAUAUAUUUAUUAAGAUAUAUAUCUUAACUUUUCUUGUAUGAUGAUCCGUAUACAGAAGUAUACUAUAUACAAAUACGGUUAUGUUGUGCAGUUUAAUUAAGUAACAUUUGGGAUGGUGUUUGCAAAUUAGGUUCAGCGAUCAUUUUUGUAAACGCAAAAGCAUGCUUUUCUUGCAAGAUGUAUUUUUUUCAUGUAAUUGUAAAGUUGUCCGUUAGCAAUUCUUUGCUGUACAGAAGUUACGGUAACUUCUGCAGUUUGAUUACUGUUGUACUUUUAUUUUGCUCCCAACCAUUCUCGAUUUGAACCGGGCCCAGUUUUUCCUGUUAGUGUAAUUUUCCGCCUACAACCACGAUCGUAUAAAAAUCUGCAAAGUCACGACCUUUCCUCCAAUCGACUGCCCCCUAGCAGGUGUUCUCGGUUUUAACGGUUACUGAGUACGGUUUGUGAUGACCCCUGUGACCUUAUGACAUCACGUGAUGGUGUAGAGGCCACAACUUAUGUCAGAAGAGCUGAGCGUCAAAACGACGAUCGAAAGCAUCAAGGCAAGAUGAAAUUUAACGAUAAGCCAGAAAAUGUAUAUAUUCAGCUAUUUCUUGGUCUGAUGUUUUGCCUUUUUAAGUUAAUGGUAACCGAGUACGACUUUAUUGCGACUUCUGAGGCCAUAUGACAUCACGUGAGGUCAGAGGUCACAACUUACGUCCGAAUUGCCCUGAGUCAAAACUACGACUCGAUAUCACUCGGGCAAAAUGAAAGUUAACGAUUAGCCGGGGAAUGUAAUAUGUAUUUGGCCUUACCAGGGACUAAUGAUAUUAUAUAGUUUACCUUUUUAAGAUCUGGUUCGCCAAGUUGCCUAAUGUACAUUAUAAAAAAGAUAGACUGUAUUCUCUAACUUUGUUACCUCAGAAGUGUUUGUUGUAUAAAAGUGAUCUUAUUUCAGUGCCAUGUGCGUUGACAUGUUGCCGACGUAACUUGAUGAAUGUUGAUGCUUUACUUUGGGUCUUUGCUGAUAUUUUUUCUAAGG